Molecule: messenger RNA, 402 nt
Organism: Danaus chrysippus (African queen)
Lineage: Eukaryota; Metazoa; Arthropoda; Insecta; Lepidoptera; Nymphalidae
Source: the annotation of a GenBank genome assembly
CUGACCAUUGACAAAAACGUGCUGCCUCCAAAUGUGGUACUGACUCCAGCGAUCAUCGUCCUGGACGUGGCCGUGCUGCAGCUGCGGCAGCGAGGGCAGCGGCGGCGGCGGCGCCGGCGGCAGCAGCUGCGGGGGCGGCGCCGGCGGGCCGAGCGGCUGGACGGGCUGCGGGUGCUGGUACUCCAUGGGGCAGGUGUAUUCCAAGCGCAGGGCGCUCCGUCACUGAUAACACAUCGCGAGAGGCGCGGUCGGCGCUGGCGCGGUGCGCGGGCGUGCGUGCGCGGCGGCGAGCGGCGCGCGAGUCGCCUCCGACCAGCCCGACGGCGCCUGCGCCCCCCUAAACACGCCGCCCCACCGCCGCCCCCCCACGCGGAGGCCUUCGAGCCUCGGACCCCUUGCUAA